This is a messenger RNA of Olea europaea var. sylvestris, 1971 nucleotides long. RefSeq names its product flocculation protein FLO11-like. Gene Ontology annotation, biological process: cortical microtubule organization. The coding region runs from base 91 to 1695 and encodes 534 amino acids. NCBI's taxonomy places the organism in Eukaryota, Viridiplantae, Streptophyta, Magnoliopsida, Lamiales, Oleaceae. The transcript is spliced from 6 exons. Gene Ontology annotation, cellular component: cortical microtubule. The record is from RefSeq and is a predicted model, not a curated record.
CCAACCCUAUCCACUCCACCCCACGCCACACCACCCCAAAAACACAGUGAGAAUUUCAUCAAAGGAAUCAAACAAAAGACUCCUUGAUUCAUGAACUUCGUCUCUUGUGUUUCCCCCCCACGUUUCUCGGUUUCUGAUCUGUCUAUCUAUAGACAUUACAGUUCUUUGAAAAUACUAAGAAAAACUGCCACUGUCUGCCUCUUAAAACCAUUUUCUUGGAUUCUCUUUUUCGUAACAAUGGCUGCUUCAGUUCAUUUUAGGCCUCAAAAUAGGGAUCUUGGAAGGGUAAUGAGGGAAGUAGAUGAAGAUCUGGCUGUAUUCUUAGGGAUGAAAAAUUGCGAAAAAGAGAAGAAUGAUUUUCUUGUUCAUGAUUCUAAUGAGUUCGAUCACUCAAAAGGUACAGAACCACAAAUGAGCAGCUUAUCGAUGCCUUAUGAUAAUUUUCUUAAUUCGGAGAUUGAAGGAGGUGAUAAUGACUGGCUUCUUACACCACCUGAUACUUCAUUACUUCCUUCGCUUGAGGUCGGAAUGCAGGAUUCCAUGGUGAAUCAGGCUGAAUUUCCAGAUUGUGGCAGUCCUGUGGAGUCCAAGGAGCCAGAAAAUUCUGCUGAAAAAUUGGAAUCUUCUGCUGUGAAUAGAAGGCCUUUAUCAUCAGGGAACCGAAAAUCAACUUCUAGACAAGCAACGCCAACUCGAUGGUCGACUUUGCCUGCAAAAUCGAAGCCUUCACGUUCUUUGACUCCUACAUCAAGAGCUACCUUUCCUUCUACAAGAAACUCGGCUCCUGUAUUGAGAUCCUCGAUUCCGUCAAAACCUGCUGCUAAACGUUCUUCUACACCAGCUGCCCGACCCUCAAUGCCUGUGCCUUCGAAGUCUGGGUCGAGAUCUGCAACACCGAACCGUAAACCUUCAACCCCGUCAACCACACCUGGCAUAGCUGCUUUUGAUCGAUCUUCAUCAGGGAUAAAAGCAGGCCUCAUGAAAAAUCCAGUGCCAUCAUGUGGAAUUUCUCCAACGGUAAAAUCUAGGCCGUCAAAAUCCUCAGAGAUUAUUGGCGUGUCACGUGAUGCUUCUCAAAAUAUAAGAUCAUUGACGCAUAAAAGGCCUCCUUCUGCCUCACGGGGACGACCAAGUGCACCUGCCACUCAGUCCUCUUUAGUUCGCUCAAGUUCCAAUGAAAAACCAAGACGAAAAUCAUGCUCUCCUACCAGAGCACAUGCUCUAAACGGUACUGCCAAUAAAAAUGGUAGCUCUAUACUAUCUAAAAGUCGAGGACAUAACAAUGGUGGAGAUGAUGUGAACCCAGUAUUGAUUGGUACGAAGAUGGUCGAAAGAGUGGUAAACAUGAGGAAACUAGCUCCACCCAAACAAGACAAACAUGUGUCUCAUGACAAUCCCAGAAAAUCUUCCCAAGAGAAUUCGGGCUUUGGAAGAUCGCUCUCCAAGAAGUCGUUGGACAUGGCUAUAAGGCAUAUGGAUAUUACACGAAGUGUUCACAACAGUUUGCGACCAGUAGUAACUGGCACUUCGGCUUUGUCCAACUAUGGUGUUCGACCCAGCUCUGCUAACAGUAGUACAGUCGGAGUACUAGAAUCUCCCCUUGCCACAAAUAUUUGUAGUUCUGAGCUUAGCAUCAACAAUGCCUACUUUCUUGAUGGGAGUGAAGUUGAAGACAAUGAAGUUGGCAGCCAGUGAUUGCUAAAACACGAAAUACUGCUUGAAUGCCCUGGAAUCUUGAUCUUGAAGAUGGUGGGACAUGCAAUAUUGCAUUUCGCGAAGAAAUCAACUAAGUUAUCAUAAUAUUGAAUUUGGAUAAUGCCAUUUUUAUCAAUAGUUCUUUGCAAUAUAUCGUUGUAUACUGACGUUAUAUGAUAGGAUUUGUGUACACUAAACAUUAAACAAACUUAGUAGACUCCUUAGGUUAUAUUACACAACUAGCUUCAGACAUCAAUUCUGACUCUUGGUUCUUUU